GACCACGGCGCUGUAAUGGCGAGCAUGCUGAUUUUGUAGAGACAGACAGGGUUCAGGCAUGCGUCGUAAGAAGGCCAGCAAUUGGAAGCCACAGCUCGACCGAGAUGGGCGCGACUGUGGACUUGCGACCGCCGUCCAGCAGCAUCUGGACACCUGCCCCGCCAUGUGCCUCCCAAAAGUGGAGGCCGCGCUGUCCAAGGCGAUUUGCGAUAGGGCUGAUUGUGCAGAGGUUCCAACCCAUCCUUGUAAAGACCUAGGACUGCGAGCUUUGCGGCUCAGACGCUGCGAUACCGCCGGAAAAAAUAACAUGCUGGUUUGUCAAAAACGAUCAGCAGGCUGCACAGGAAGGGCUUGCGCCCUGUCUGCAACAAGAAGAUGUCUGACCAUCUGGAUUGAUUUGCUGGCAUGACACACAUACCUGGCAAUUCACAUGCAGAACUCCCGGAGAUGUCCUAUCGCUGCAAAUGAAUGUCGGGAAUAUUUGGAACACGUUUUCUUAACAGUUCACGGGCUGCACGUGCGCACUGGCUCCACACGCAUAGCAACAAAGGUUGUUACAGCAUCGAACCAUUCACAAUGAUCGAGCUGCAAUCUGCACUACGGAUAACGAAGAAGGGCAAAUGCGCAGACAAGGAUGACAUCACCCUCGAGAUGCUUUUACAUGGUGGCGACAGGCUAUUGGGAUGUCUUUUGCUUGGUUUCAACAACAUUCUCCAAACGGGGUCCUCGAACCCUGCUGGCACGAGACCUUGUUCACGAUGCUUCAUAAGAGCGGCCCGCGGAAGGACUUCAAGAAUGGGAGGCCGAUCGCUUUGCUGAAAAUGACGUACAACAUUUUCUCCAGGCUCAUCAUUGGACGCAUUCAACCAACGCUCGAUUCUAAGCAGGCCGCUGAUCAGGCCGGCUUUCGGCCAAUUAGGUCGGUCGACGAUGCUUCCGUGGCCCUUGAAGAAGUCUGCGGCAAAUCCUGGAAGUGGGGCCGAAGCAUUUGGAUGGUCAGCGUGGACCUUACCAAGGCGUUCGAUAGAAUCGAACACCCGGCACUGUUCGAGGCCCUACUGUCUCAAGGCGCUCAUUCUGCGUGUCUUGGUCUGUUCUCCGAUGUUUGUUCUGGCCAGUAUGGGGCCGUCCACGGCAAUAAGCACUUCGGCAUCAGCCCGUGGGUCAAGCAGAGGGACGUUUUCAACUCGCUCCAUUUCAACGCAGGUCUUGAACAAGCCCUGCGUCGACUCAAAGACCGCGUCAAAGGCAUGGGGCUCGACCUCAGGGCGGUUGAGCUGCUGACCAACGUGUGCUAUGCUGAAAAACAUAUUUGUUUACAGCACUUCUCCGCAAUCUGUUUCGCGCAUGCGUGCCAGUCUCCGCCAAGAAUUGCUCCAGAACGGUCUAGAGCUGAAUGUGAGCAAGACCAAAACGGUUACAAAUGUCCCUGAUACUGCUGCACUCGAGGAACCAAUGCUACUCGGAGUGGGUUAUUGCAGUUUGCCGGUAAUGUUGAAAAACAGACCUGCACAAAAACAUGGGGAAGCGCUUCCACGGAGAUCUCCGAGAACGUGGCUCGCGCAAUCAAAAAUACCGGAUGCAGUGUGCACACGGUCCAAGUGGCAAUUGUUCAAGACAACGUUCAUCAACACACGCGUCUCGCUGAAGAUGCGCUUGAAAUAACUCGACGGCGUCGUCACGCCGACAGCCGUGCACAGUCUGGUCACAACACCGCUGACGAAACGACAGAGAGUAAGAGUAUCCAGUAUCAGGGCACACGUGUUACGACGUAUUGCAAGGCUGAUCACGAGUCUUGGGAGCAGGCUUGGCGUCAAUGUAAGCGCAUAGUAGAACGAGCAAAGACUAUUGACAGAGUCCCAGACUGGCUCGAGGUAGUGGACACUAAUCGUUGAAUACUCAUGUGUAAAAUCUGCGCCGAGAGGCACGGGUAGAGAUCUCUAGCUUUGCGCUGACGUUCAGAUGGUUCGAGUAGAAUCGGCCGUCCGAGAACGAAGUGGACCGAUUCAAUAGACCAUUUCUUCCGAGGUCGCUUCAAUACCAGCUUGGAGCGUGUUUCGCAC
Messenger RNA from Prorocentrum cordatum, 2063 nucleotides. The record is from the annotation of a GenBank genome assembly. NCBI's taxonomy places the organism in Eukaryota, Dinophyceae, Prorocentrales, Prorocentraceae.